UUUUCCCUGGUCGCCCUCCAGGGUCCCGCGGAGCGCUCCACCAUCCUCCCCACGACGUGCUGCCCCGCGCCCGCAAGCAUGUGCCGCACCCUCGCCACCUUCCCCAACACCUGCCUGGAGAGAGCCAAAGAGUUCAAGACACGUCUGGGGAUCUUUCUUCAUAAGUCAGAGCUGAGCUCCGAGUCUGGGAGCCUUGGCAAGUUCGAGUGGGCCAGUAAACAUUGCAAAGAGAGAAGCUUUUCAGAAGAUGUGCUGGGAUGGAGAGAGUCUUUUGAUCUGUUGCUGAGCAGUAAAAAUGGGGUGGCGGCCUUCCACGCCUUCCUGAAGACGGAGUUCAGCGAGGAGAACCUGGAGUUCUGGCUGGCCUGCGAGGAGUUCAAGAAGAUAAGAUCAGCCGCCAAACUGGCCUCCCAGGCUCACCGCAUCUUUGAUGAAUACAUCCGAAGUGAAGCCCCUAAAGAGGUGAACAUAGAUCACGAGACCCGGGAGCUGACCAAGACAAACCUACAGGCAGCCACUGCCAGUUGCUUCGAUGUGGCUCAGGGGAAGACCCGCACCUUGAUGGAGAAGGACUCCUAUCCGCGCUUCCUCAAGUCCCCUGCUUACCGGGACCUGGCUGCCCAAGCCUCCGCCACCUCCUCCCCUGCAUCCAGCAGCAGCCCCGCUGCUGAGCCUUCACACACUUGAGCCCUCACAGCAAGAGAGAAGCCAGUGGGAAGAGAGGUGGAGUCCCAUCCCUGAAGCAGCUGCCCCGCCUGGAGCCUGGAAGGCGGGUCCUGCCCAGCAAGUGCGAGAGGACAGUGAAGGGACGAUGGUCCCUGCAGCCUGGGUGUGAAGAACUCCCUCUCCUCCAGAUAACCGUGGUGGGCUCAGUGUGGGAGGGGCUCCUCACUUCCUGCCAGGACCUGGGGCUGAGGGCUGACAAUGAGGCUGUGUGGGGUGUGUGGGGAAGGGAGGAAUGGUGGCACAGCAGGGAUGUUCCCCUCAUUGAGGUACACACAAAGGAAUGCGGGGGUGGCUGGGGACCUUGAGAGCAGGAGCCGGAGAGAACCAAAGCAGCAAGACAGUUGGGUCUGGUCCAGUCUUGAUUUCCUCGUUCCUGGACUGGGCCUAGAGAAAGCCGUGUUUGCGGAGCCUUCCUCUCCUUCCUUCGCCUUCCCAAGACAUCCAACAUCCCUUAGCUUAGGCUUCUUAACAUUCCUGCAGUCUCAACAGGGGGUGUUUAUGAGUCAGUAUGAUUCUUGCCCCAAGUGACAUUUCUAUACCUCAAAAAACUGGCCUGUGAGCCCCUUUCCAGGUCAGUGAUGAGCCCUGAAAAGCCAUUUUGCUCAUGUGACCCUAGGCUGGGUGCUCUUGGCGGCCUUCUGUGGGUGGCCCCCUGACCUUACAUUUGCAGCAGAGUCUACCUGUGAACAGGGCUGACUGAGGAGCCUCCCUGGGCUCAGUGAUGCCUUGGAAGAUAGAGUCUAAGAGGAGGCUUGUGGGAGGAAGGACGCUUUGGGCACCGGAGCUAGUACUCAUGUCCAGCAACUGAGCAAGGCAGAGAAGGUCAAAGAAAAUCCAUCUGUAGGAGGAACCCGAAAGCCCAGCUGAAAUCAAAUCAGUUCUUUUUUGUGCAUAUGAGAAUGGGAACAAGAGAUGCCCUCCACCCCCACCCCUGUGGAAGGGGAGCCUUGUGUUCCUUUCCUGUAGACAAGAGAAGCCCACUGGAGUUAGGGGAGAGAUAGGCUAGGGACCAAGAAAGCUCUGGAGCAGACAAUGGCCGUGCAGCCAGGGGUUGGGGUGGGGAGCUUGGAAGGGUAGGGCCCAUCACCUCUGGGUGUUACUGAACAAACAUUCCCAGUCCGGACUUCCAGCACCAGAGACCGAGAAGGCAGUGGAGCCCCGGGUCGCCAACACGGUUCUCUCUGCACUUGAGGCUUCUCCAGGAAAAAACUCUUUUUUAAGUAUAGUACAUUGUUACAUUGUGUUUUGCUGACAGACACAGCUGCCUUCGUCCCCCUGUUAUUUAUUGAGAUUUGUUUGCUUGUCUUGGAGAAGCUCAGUGGGAGCUGCUGCCUGACUGAGCCUCUUCCCCGCCAGACUCUACCUCUGCAAGCCACUGAGGGCUGCCGGGGAACACCCCGCCGUUUUAAUAUUUAUUUAUUGUUAAAAAAGGGAGCUGGGUUCCUUGAUCAGCAGUGUCUGUAAUCCCUGUUUUUUUUUUUUUUUUUUGUUUGUUUGUUUGUUUGUUUGUUUUCUGUUUGAGCAUGUUAUAUUCUUGUAAAAAAACAAAUGAAAAUAAAAC
This is a messenger RNA of Psammomys obesus (fat sand rat), 2287 nucleotides long. It is a transcript of the gene Rgs16, whose product is annotated as regulator of G protein signaling 16. The coding region runs from base 79 to 687 and encodes 202 amino acids. The record is from RefSeq and is a predicted model, not a curated record. NCBI's taxonomy places the organism in Eukaryota, Metazoa, Chordata, Mammalia, Rodentia, Muridae. The transcript has 5 exons.